AUGAAUUUGUUAAAUGUGUAAAAGAUGUAUUUAUUAAGAUUUCUGCAAGUAAAUCAUUUGCUUAUGUAGUAUUAUGAAAAUUCUGUUAGUCAAAAGUAUUAAAAAAGAGCAAAGUCAAUAUGAAUAAAACAAGUAUGACAUAUUGUCCGUUAAAUGUAACAUUUGAUGAAAUUUGGAUUAAUCAUGGACUUUCCAAAUGUUUUAUGGAUACUAUUAGUUCUUCUAUAAUAGCUCUAUAUUUAUUAAUAUUUGGUACAAUUCAAUUAUGGAUGUAUCAACGAUAUGGUACUGAAAUAGACUUUCGUACAUUACCAAGAAGUAAAUUAUAUAUAUUACAAAAGUUAUUUCUAUAUAUUAUUCCAUUGCUCAGUCUCCUACGAAUUAUAUUACAAGCAACAAUUUUAGAUGACAAACAAGUAUAUGGUUACAUGAUUCUUACAACAAGCGUAACAGUAAUAAUAUAUCCUUACUCAGUUUAUAUAUUGAGUAUAGAGAGACAUAAAUUAUUACCGAGUGUCCCACCUCGUGGUCAUGGUAUUGUUUUACUUGGAUUUUGGACACUUGCAUUUAUUGCAGAAAAUCUUGUUUUUAUCAAUAUUUGGAAAUGGGAAUGGUGGUUUAAAUUGGAUACACUAUCUGAUAAAAUAGAAAUGAUACUAUUUAUCUCAAGAUAUUGCAGUAAUCUUAUAAUCUUCAGUCUUGGAUUACAUGCACCUGGAAUUAUUGGUAAUUCACCAAGUAGUUAUUAUAAUUUUAAUGAUGGAUCCAAUGUACGAUCAAGAUUUGAAAGGCAACCAAAUGGAAAUGUUUCAACAUGGAAAAAUGGAUGGUAUAAGAUAAAAACUCUGGCGCCCUUUCUUUGGCCAAAAACAAGUCUUUUACUUCAGCUCAGAGUGAUAAUUUGUUUUGCAUUACUUAUUAUGGGCAGAAUAAUUAAUCUUUAUGUUCCUAUUUAUAAUAAAAAAAUUGUAAAUAGUGUGACUGAUACUCCAGGACAAUUCAGAUGGGAUUUGGUUUUAAUUUAUGUUGGAUUCAAAUUUCUUCAAGGAGGUGGUACUGGAGGUAUGGGCCUAUUAAACAAUUUAAGAUCAUUUUUGUGGAUUCGUAUUCAACAGUAUACGACUCGUGAGGUGGAAAUAGAGCUAUUUCGACAUUUGCAUAGUUUAUCUUUGCGGUGGCAUCUUAGUCGUAAAACUGGAGAAGUACUUCGAGUAAUGGAUCGCGGCACUGAUUCUAUUAAUAAUUUAUUGAGCUAUAUUCUUUUUUCCAUAAUACCAACAAUUGUAGAUAUUGUUGUAGCAGUAAUAUUUUUUAUUAGUGCAUUUAACAAAUGGUUUGGAUUAAUUGUCUUUUUAACAAUGGUUUUAUAUAUUGUUGCUACUAUAAAUGUAACCGAGUGGCGUACAAAAUUUCAAAGACGUAUGAACUUAGCCGAUAAUGCUCAAAAGGCACGAAGUGUUGACAGUUUAAUAAACUUUGAAACUGUAAAGUAUUAUGGAGCUGAAGCAUAUGAAAUUGAUUGUUAUAGAAAAGUAAUAUUAAAAUAUCAAAAUGAAGAAUGGAAGUCCAUGAUAAUUUUAAAUAUUUUGAAUACAUUGCAAAAUAUAAUUGUCAGCUGUGGACUUCUUACAGGAUCUUUAUUGUGUCUUCAUUUAGUUAUAAACAAUGAAGGAUUAACUAUUGGUGACUACGUUUUAUUCGCAAGUUAUAUUAUUCAACUUUAUGUUCCAUUAAAUUGGUUUGGAACAUAUUAUAGAGCUAUACAAAAGAACUUUAUCGAUAUGGAAAACAUGUUUGAUCUACUCCAUGAACAACCCGAAGUUUUAGAUACGUCAGGUGCUGAACCAUUAAUAAUUAAUAAUGGUCAAAUUGAAUUUUCAAAUGUUUCAUUUGGAUAUAUACCAGAAAAGAUAAUACUAAAAAAUAUUAGUUUUAUUGCUCCCCCUGGCAAAACCGUCGCUCUCGUAGGACCUUCGGGUGCAGGAAAAUCAACGAUAAUGCGUUUACUCUUUAGAUUCUAUGAUAUCGAUGAAGGUGCCAUUAGUAUAGAUGGACAAAAUAUAAAAACUGUUAAUCAGGAUUCUUUACGAAAAGCCAUCGGGGUAGUUCCUCAAGAUACUGUAUUAUUUAAUAAUACAAUAAAAUUUAAUAUUCAAUAUGGAAACAUUGAUGCUCCAGAAGCUGACAUUAUAAAAGCAGCAAAAUAUGCUGAUAUUCAUGAACGAAUUCUUACAUUUCCAGAAGGGUAUGAAACACAGGUUGGAGAACGAGGCUUAAGACUUAGUGGUGGAGAAAAACAGAGAAUAGCUAUUGCCCGAACGUUUCUAAAACUCCCAAAGAUUGUUUUAUUAGAUGAAGCUACUAGUGCCUUGGAUACUCAAACAGAACGUAAUAUACAAGCAGCACUUAAUCGUGUAUGUGGGAGUCGCACGUCGCUAAUUAUAGCACACAGGUUGUCAACCAUUGUUCAUGCUGAUGAGAUUUUAGUACUGAAAGAGGGUGAGAUAAUUGAACGAGGCAAACACGAGGAUCUGAUAUCGCAGAAUGGUGUAUAUUACAAUAUGUGGGAGUCACAGCUUAAAAGUGAACAAGAAGCCACUAGCAAUUUGAAAUAUUCUUUAGAAAACAAUACGAAUUAAAUAUUUUUAUGAGGAGG
Messenger RNA from Ceratosolen solmsi marchali, 2656 nucleotides. RefSeq names its product ABC transporter ATP-binding protein/permease Hmt-1 (gene Hmt-1). Bases 120 to 2639 code for a protein of 839 amino acids. NCBI's taxonomy places the organism in Eukaryota, Metazoa, Arthropoda, Insecta, Hymenoptera, Agaonidae. The transcript has 10 exons. Gene Ontology annotation, molecular function: heme binding; ABC-type heme transporter activity; ATP binding. The record is from RefSeq and is a predicted model, not a curated record. Gene Ontology annotation, biological process: heme transport; transmembrane transport. Gene Ontology annotation, cellular component: vacuolar membrane.